Penicillium pulvis is the source of this 681-nucleotide messenger RNA. Its product is annotated as NAD(P)-dependent oxidoreductase. The record is from RefSeq and is a predicted model, not a curated record. The coding region runs from base 1 to 681 and encodes 226 amino acids. The transcript has 4 exons. Lineage: Eukaryota; Fungi; Ascomycota; Eurotiomycetes; Eurotiales; Aspergillaceae.
AUGUCGAAAAGCCUCAGAGUUGCGGUUCUGGGUCCCAAAGGGCAAUGUGGAUCGUGCGUUGUGGACGAACUCCUAUCCAGAGGUCACAGUGUGGUCGGAAUUUCUCGUUCGCCUCCUAAGACAUGGCCCAAGUCUGGAGAGUACGGCGGCAUUCCCUGUGACUUCAGCGACAUCAAAGGUCUGAGCAAGAUUUUAUCUGAUGGCGGUUUUGACGCAGUCGUCUCCGCCUUUGCUCCUCCCUUGUCCGACUUUGAAGCCGUCUAUACUGUAGGCGUGGAAGGCCAUGGUAAUAUCAAGAUGGCCAUCCUCAGAUCGACCUAUCGCGGUCCUUUCAUCAUUAUUGGUGGCGCUGGAUCGCUCUAUUACAAGAAUGGUGUCCAAUUGUGUGAUGAUGAAAGCUUUGCAUUCAAGCACUGGUACGCAUGGCCCGAUGUUCAUCUCGACUACAUGGCUACACGCAUGUUUGAUCAUGGGCAGCGAGCAUUCGGUACAUUCAUUCGAAUUCGAACUGGAAAGUAUGAGGUACAUGUGGAUGAUACUAUGGGCUCUGCUGAGUAUGGGAUUGACAACGGGAUCUAUAACGAAGAUAUGGCGGUAGCCAUUGUGGACGAGGUUGAGAACAAUAAGUUGACCCACAAGCAUUGGACAUGUACCGGGCCCAUUGGUUUGAAAGAUUGGUAG